AUGAUGGAUCUCGCCAGUAUGAACAUAAUUCCCGCAAAUAUGCCUGCUCCCUCCAAGGAGAAUAGGAAGCAGGUCGAGGCCAAUGGCCAGACCGGCGCCAAUGGAAACAUCCCGCAUCCCAAGACAGACAAGCCUCGGCCCCAUGUCUGCACCACUUGCGACAGCUCCUUCGCCCGAUUGGAGCACCUCAAGCGCCAUGAGCGCUCUCAUACGAAGGAGAAGCCUUUCGAAUGCCCCGAUUGCGCCCGCUGCUUUGUGCGCCGAGAUCUGCUCCUCCGCCAUCAACAGAAGUUGCACAUGACUUCCACCUCGUCAUCUCGUCCCAGACAUGGUCGUCAAGAGAGCACGAACGGUGCUCCUGGUGGCGCCAAUCGUGUGCGCAAGAACUCUGUCGCUAACACACCAUCGAUGCGCCCGAGGGCGAACACCAUCAGUCAUGUCAGCGAGAACCCGUUGGGUCUUCCCGACGGCACCAACCCACCCUCGGCACGAAACCACUCUGACUCGGGCCAUGCGUAUCACUCUAGUUUGGGAUCUUCCGUAGGCUCGAGUAUGGACUAUAAGGGUUUAAGCUCUGAAAACCCACCGGUAAAUGGCUUGUCGGAGCUGGAAAGUUCAGGGCUUCUCAUGGAUAUGCCUGAUAGUCUUCGAAUGGCCCCCGCAUACGGUAGCUUUGACAUGGGCAUCGAUGGUACGCUGAUGGGCCACGGCAGCACCAUCAACCCGGCAAAGUAUAACUUUCCAGGUUCUUCCCAAAGGUUCCCGCUUGGCCAACACGCCAAUGACAUGCGUCUCACGAUGAAUGAGGAGAUGAACUUUGACUGGAUGAAUGAGUUCGAUACGGCCGUGGCGCUGGAAAACGACAAUAACUCGUCCAUCAACGAGUCGUCGCCCUCGGCGAUGAGCAUGGGCAGCCGGUGUGGGGUCAGUGAGGCCAUGCUGGAUGGCCCCAUCCGUAUCCCUAUCUCCAAUGACUGGCACAGCCCGUUCCCUGCGCACGCUUCGGCCAACCAGUUCGCCAUCGGCCUCUCACCGACGACGUUGGCCGAAUUGGGGAUCCCGUCGAAAACCGUACCGCCCAAGUCACUGAUGGCGCAGAGCCCCCCAUCGUGA
This is a messenger RNA of Penicillium waksmanii, 1113 nucleotides long. Its product is annotated as C2H2-type zinc finger protein. Gene Ontology annotation, molecular function: DNA-binding transcription factor activity, RNA polymerase II-specific; RNA polymerase II cis-regulatory region sequence-specific DNA binding. Gene Ontology annotation, biological process: regulation of transcription by RNA polymerase II. NCBI's taxonomy places the organism in Eukaryota, Fungi, Ascomycota, Eurotiomycetes, Eurotiales, Aspergillaceae. The record is from RefSeq and is a predicted model, not a curated record. Gene Ontology annotation, cellular component: chromatin. The transcript has 2 exons. The coding region runs from base 1 to 1113 and encodes 370 amino acids.